UUCGUUUACUGGAACCGCCAAAAAAGCGUUGAAAGUUAUGCAACUUCUUCAGCCGUGUAGUGGACUUAAAUCUUUUGCAUUGUUUUUGACCAACAGUUGAUUUUUUAAAAAAACAUCGGCUAGAUGUUCUUAUUUAAUGCUAACUUUAUAGGAUGUAGGCUGCCGUGGUUUCCGCCUAGGAUAUAGCACCUGGAUCCGCGGCGCGUUGUCCACCGGAAACACCGUCGCACGCGACUCACCCUGUUUUCUGUGUUCCUUCAGAAUCCUGUCAGUCAAGCGAGAGGGCGGAGCCUACACGAUCCUGGGACCAGGCCGACGUGUAUCGAAAACAGACCUUAAACAGACGACAGCGUGACGCAAUGGGGAGGCGAGAACGGGCGUCUCUGCUCGUUAUAGUGGUGCUUUCAUCUAUAGUGUUACAGGUCUCAAGCUCGGGAGCUUUUGAGUUUCGGUUAGUGUCAUUCUCCAACGAUAACGGCCGAGAUUUCGAGGGAAAUUGUUGUACGGGAUAUCGUACUUCGCACGGCUUGUGUAGUGGUGUUUGCCGGACAUCUUUCCGCGUGUGUUUAAAACACUACCAAACAACUAUUGACCCAAACCCACCGUGCACUUUUGGUGAGAUUAGAACUCCAGUGUUGGGCAAUAAUUCAGUGCGCCUUUUGGAUAAAAAAGUGCCCGGAUUUAUCAACCCCAUUCGAUUUCCGUUCGAUUUUUCGUGGCCGGGAACAUUUUCACUGAUUGUUGAAGCCUGGCACGAAAACAACAACAGAGAAGCAGGAGGAAAUACUUUGGUCAGUCGACUAGCCACCCAGCGGUGGCUGGACGUCUCACCAGAGUGGACGCAAGACGCACAUCGUACGAACCACACCACUAUGACGUAUUCUUUUCGGGUACUCUGUGAAGAAAAUUACUACGGUGACGCCUGUGCCAAGCUGUGCCGGCCAAGAGACGAAACAUUCGGCCACUACAGCUGCAAUUCCAAAGGCGACAAAAUAUGCUUGCCUGGAUGGACCGGCGAAUAUUGUUCCAAUGCCAUCUGCCUCCUAGGGUGCCACAAAGAAAAUGGCCGAUGCGAUGAGCCCAACAAGUGCAAGUGCCGAUAUGGUUGGGAGGGACCCCUGUGUCAGCAGUGCACGCGCUACCCGAACUGUGUGCACGGAACGUGUACCCAACCUUGGCAGUGCAAUUGUGAGGAAGGGUGGGGUGGUUUACUAUGUAACCAAGAUUUAAAUUACUGCACCAAUCACAAGCCCUGUAAGAACGGGGGCACGUGCACCAACACUGGCCAGGGGUCCUACACAUGCACGUGCCCUGAGGGGAUCACAGGGACCAAUUGUGAGUUCCAGGUGGACAAUUGUGCUCUCCAGCCUUGCCAAAACGGAGGGAAAUGCAAACAAACGAAUAAAACCUACAAAUGUGAAUGCCCACGUGGUUUUUACGGCCGCAACUGUGAAACAUCAACAAACACAUGCUCAGCAAGCCAUUGCCAGAAUGGUGGAACCUGUCAAAAUGGACCAGAUGGCUACUUCUGUACUUGUCCUGACGGUUUUUCUGGUGAUCAUUGUGAACUCCAACCUGACAACUGUGAACCAAACCCUUGUUUGAAUGGAGGAAGCUGUGUACAACGAGUGGACACCUACACAUGCAUCUGUGAAACUGGCUUCACAGGGGAUCUCUGUGAUAUGGAUAUUAACGACUGUGCCGAGAAUCCCUGUCUCAAUGGUGGUACCUGUGUGGACAACAUCAACUCUUUCCACUGUUCCUGUGUUCCAGGGUUCGUGGGCUCUUUGUGUCAGACCAAUGUGGACGAUUGUCUUAUAAAACCAUGUGCUAACGGUGGUGUUUGCCACGAUUUGAUCAACGACUUCCAAUGUGACUGUCAAUCGGGUUUUACUUCAAAGGAUUGUUCAGUGGAGAUCGACGAAUGUCGUUCCAACCCUUGUCUCAAUGGUGGAACGUGCGUGGACCGUGUGAACGAGAUCUUGUGUCGCUGCCCACUUGGAUUUGGUGGUAUUGCAUGCGAGGAAAAUGCACAUGCAGUUGAGGAUAAAAGUAGUAGUGCGCGAUUUCACCGUGUAAAGUUUACCAAAAACAUGUCCCUCGAUGGACUGAAAGUAACACCCCCUACUUCUGUAUUGGAAGUUUCUCAUCAUAUUUCUGAUGACGUAAAACAGUCUCGCUUAACAAGCCACCAGGUAGCGCUGAUUGCUACACUUUCUGCACUGAUUCCUUUACUUGCUCUGAUUGCAGUUUUACUGAUAAUAUUUUUUCGUCGCCGAAAACAACAAGAAAGAGAGCAUGAAGACGAGAUAGUUCAAAAGCAGAAUACAGUAAACAGCAUGAACAACAAAUUAUUAGACAAUAAAAUCAUUAAUUCCAUUGGCAGGCCUAAUCAAAAGUCAUUAAAUAUUAGCACCGAGAGCCAAGAUAUACCUUCUAUUUUAAAAGGGCAAGAAAAUAUGCACAGAACCAAUAUUAGCAGAUUUCUAAAUAAGGACUGCUGUAGCAGACACUCUGAUAAAACGUUGGAUACAGACUAUGAAAAACAGCUCUCUAGUUCACAAAGGGCAUUAGAAAGGAGGGGAUCUACACAGUCCAUAACAUCAGUGUCCUCUAUUGUCAACAAAAGUGAGUCCUCCUCUUCAUGUCCUCACAGCAGCGUCUACGUCAUCGAAGAGAAUUACAAGCAAGAGUUCAGUGAGGGGAUUCUCGCAACCGAGGUGUGACGUCAUCAUAAACAUGAGUUAGCCUCGAUAAACUUUCCUAAACUAUUUCAGAAAGAGUCAGUCUAUGGAUUAUUUAUUUAUUAUUCACGGAAAAAGAAACUAUUUGUACAGCGAGCUAUCAGUGCCUUGCAUGUUUGUAAAAUAUUCGGGGUCUGAAAAUUGUCAGAAGAACGAAUUAGUUAAUUUGUGAUGUUAAUAUACUGUAUAGUGCAUAACGAUUCUAUUGGAAGUCAGACUCUACAAGUUCGUAUGUGCGUAUGUUUAUUGUUGAUCAGGUCCACUAAGUUAGCUACAGAUUUAAGAACAGACCACUCUGCUUACUAAGAGAUCCUAUGUGUUGUUCUUGCUUGUAAAGCUCAGUCAUCAUAAUUUAACAUUAGGUUGUACAUAUCAUUGCAUAUUUAUAUUAUAUUAUAGACGAUCAUUUUUCUUGUUGUACAGAAACCACUUAUUUGUGUGCCACUUUU
This is a messenger RNA of Limulus polyphemus (Atlantic horseshoe crab), 3193 nucleotides long. RefSeq names its product neurogenic locus protein delta-like. Gene Ontology annotation, molecular function: calcium ion binding; Notch binding. Lineage: Eukaryota; Metazoa; Arthropoda; Merostomata; Xiphosura; Limulidae. Bases 360 to 2726 code for a protein of 788 amino acids. Gene Ontology annotation, biological process: multicellular organism development; cell communication; Notch signaling pathway. Gene Ontology annotation, cellular component: membrane. The record is from RefSeq and is a predicted model, not a curated record. The transcript is spliced from 10 exons.